Molecule: messenger RNA, 1650 nt
Organism: Tripterygium wilfordii
Lineage: Eukaryota; Viridiplantae; Streptophyta; Magnoliopsida; Celastrales; Celastraceae
Product: ultraviolet-B receptor UVR8-like
Exons: 11
Coding region: 130-1338 (402 amino acids)
Source: RefSeq, a predicted model, not a curated record
UGUCACUUUUAGGGAAUCGAAUUUACAUAUAAACACCACGUCCACAAGGCACUAAAUCAGUGCCUAUAUUUCUACACGGUCUCAGCUCUCUCUCUCAAGACUCUGAAUUCACUGAAGUCAUUCUCUAACAUGGCUGCCAACAUCUCCUCCGUCAUCGCCUGGGGCUCAGGAGAAGACGGACAACUAGGAAUCGGCAGCAACGAAGAGAAAGAGUGGGUCUGUGUCGUCAAAGGACUUGAGCCCUACAAAGUCCGCUCCGUGGUCGCCGGAAGCCGAAACUCCCUCGCCAUUUGCGACGACGGCAAGUUGUUCACAUGGGGUUGGAACCAGAGAGGGACCUUAGGGCACCCGCCUGAGACUAACCAAAACUCCCAAGCACACCCUAAAACAGAGAACAUUCCUAGCCAGGUUAAAGCUCUCGCAUAUGUCAAUAUUGUUCAGGCCGCUAUUGGUGGGUGGCAUUGUUUGGCUGUUGACGAUCAAGGCAGAGCCUAUGCUUGGGGUGGCAAUGAGUAUGGUCAGUGUGGUGAAGAACCUGAAAGGAAGGAUGACACUGGCAGGCCCUUGAAAAGGGAUAUUGUGAUUCCCCAUCGUUGUGCAUCGAAGCUUGUGGUUCGCCAGGUAGCUGCUGGUGGUACUCACUCUGUGGUGCUUACACGUGAAGGACAUGUAUGGACUUGGGGUCAACCGUGGCCUCCUGGUGACAUAAAACAAAUUUCCAUUCCUGUGAGAGUACAAGGCCUUGAAAGGGUGAAGCUUAUUGCAGUGGGGGCAUUCCAUAAUUUGGCCCUUCAAGAGGAUGGAACUUUAUGGGCAUGGGGUAAUAAUGAGUAUGGACAACUUGGUACCGGGGAUACCCAACCAAGAUCACAGCCUAUUCUUGUUCAAGGGCUUGCUGGUCUUAACUUGGUUGAUAUUGCUGCUGGAGGAUGGCAUUCAACUGCAUUGACUGAUGAUGGAGAGGUGUAUGGCUGGGGAAGAGGGGAACAUGGGAGGCUUGGAUUUGGAGAUAGUGACAAGAGCAGUAAAAUGUUGCCUCAGAGGGUUAAUCUUUUGGCAGGGGAGGACAUUGUUCAGGUGUCUUGUGGUGGGACUCAUUCGGUUGCUUUGACACUUGAUGGACGAAUGUUUUCGUUUGGUCGAGGUGACCACGGGCGACUUGGAUAUGGGAGGAAGGCAACUACAGGCCAACCAAUGGAAGUGCCUAUAAACAUUCCACCUCCAAAAGAUGCUGAUGCUGGUGCUGACGGACAUUGGAUUGCUAAACUUGUUGCUUGCGGAGGACGCCACACCCUUACAAUUGCAGAAUGGCAGAUUGAUGACUCAAAACAAUCAUAGAAUACUAAAUUCUAGUGACAAUGCUAAGAUUGGGGUUGUGUAGUAGACAUCUCAUAACCCCUUAAUAUGCAUAGGACAGAUUGGGAAUUAAGAAGGUCGAUAUUUGAGGCAACAUGCUUGCUUUGUUUUUUCUCUCUCUUUUAGGUUAAGUACUGGAUGAAAACCCAGUACGGAAAUAAUGUCAAAUCACGCCCACUAUGAAAAUAAUGUCAAAUCACGCCAAAGUGGGCGUUAGAAUCUGUAAUCUCCCACGUUAAGGGAUCAGAACCAAUGUUUUUUAUUAUUGAGAAAGCAUAAUAGAACAGUCGGUCA